Molecule: messenger RNA, 3458 nt
Organism: Aureobasidium pullulans EXF-150
Lineage: Eukaryota; Fungi; Ascomycota; Dothideomycetes; Dothideales; Saccotheciaceae
Product: ARM repeat-containing protein
Exons: 4
Coding region: 187-3336 (1049 amino acids)
Biological process (GO): protein import into nucleus
Cellular component (GO): nuclear envelope; cytosol
Molecular function (GO): small GTPase binding
Source: RefSeq, a predicted model, not a curated record
GCCUUUUGUCUUGGCUUCCUAUCGAAAAAUCCCACGGCCGGACCCUGAAGCAAGAUUGAAAGGGAACAUCUUCAAAGCCGACCGGGCUGACGAUUUACAAUUUAAUUUCUGGAGGGGCGCCAGUCAAAUUCACUCUGUACUUUCAGCGGAGGAAAUCAGGAAUUUUACCGGACACACACAUCCACCAUGGACGCCGCCGGCUUGAGGACUCGCAUCCAGGCGACUCUGGACGCAAACGCUGAUGCCCGUCGCCAGGCAGAGUUGGAUUUGCGAAAUGCCGAAGACACUCCCGGCUUCUGCGAGGCGCUUUUGAACAUCCUCGAAGCAGAGCAGGACACAGCAGUGCGCCUGUCCACCGUCGUCUACCUCAAGAACCGCAUCACCAAGGGCUGGGCUCCCAUCGAGAACGACCAAUCACGAUUCAAGGCCGUACCUGAAGGCGAUAAGCAGGUCAUCCGCGCUCGUCUCGUCCCUAUUCUCGCCGCAUCGCCGCCGCAAAUCCGCGCACAGCUCGUUGCUACCCUGCAAAAGAUCCUGCACUACGACUUCCCCGAGCAGUGGCCCGACUUCCUCAACAUCACCGUCAAUCUUCUGAACCAGCAAGAUGCCGGCAGCGUCUUCGCCGGUCUGCAGUGUCUGCUGGCCAUCUGUCGCGUCUACCGCUUCAAGAUGGGUGAGACAAGAGAAGACUUUGACAAGAUUGUGGAGAUGACAUUCCCCCAGUUGCUCAACAUUGCCAACAGCCUGGUCAACGAGACCAGCCUCGAGGCUGGAGAGAUGCUGCGCACCAUUCUCAAGGCCUACAAGCACGCCAUCUACUUCGAGCUCCCCCGCCACUUGCGCGAGCAACAACAGAUCGUCGGCUGGUGCACUCUUUUCUUGAACGUCGUUGCAAAGGACCCUCCGGCCGAGUCGAUGAUCGAGGACCUGGACGAGCGCGAACAGAACCACUGGUUCAAGUGCAAGAAGUGGUCAUACGUCAACUUGAACAGACUGUACGUCAGAUACGGAAACCCCACAAACCUGGCCAAGAACGAGGCCGAGUACGCCGAGUUCGCAAAGAGCUUCAUCAAGGACUUUGCCCCUGAAAUUCUCAAGGGCUACCUUGGCCAGAUCGAGAAGUGGGUGGGCAAGACGACAUGGCUGAGCAAGCCCUGCUUGAGCUUCACUUUGGUAUUCAUGGAGGAGUGCAUCAAGCCCAAGACUAUGUGGGACCACCUUAAGCCGCACAUGCAGAUCUUGAUCCAACAUCUGAUCUUCCCUGUUCUGUGCCAGUCUGACGAGGACAUUGAACUUUUCGAGACCGACCCCUCCGAGUACCUGCACCGUAAGCUCAACUUCUACGAAGAGGUUUCCGCCCCCGAUGUCGCCGCCACGAACUUCCUUGUUACCAUGACCAAGGCCCGCAGAAAGCAGACUUUCUCUGUUCUCAACUACGUCAAUGACGUUGUCAACCGUUACGAGGCAGCCCCUGAGGAUCAAAAGAACCCAAGAGAGAAGGAAGGUGCUCUGCGCAUGAUUGGAACUCUUUCCGGUGUCAUACUCGGCAAGAAGAGCCCUAUCGCAGACCAGGUCGAGUUCUUCUUUGUGAGACAUGUUUUCCCCGAGUUCCGCAGUCCCCAUGGUUACCUGCGUGCUCGUGCCUGCGACACCCUCGAGAAGUUCGAGGCGCUUGACUUCAAGGACUCCAACAAUCUCCUGGUCAUCUACCGCAACAUUCUCGAGUCUAUGGCCGAUCCUGAGCUCCCCGUCCGUGUUGAGGCCUCGCUCGCUCUCCAGCCUCUUAUCCGUCACGACGUUAUUCGCAUCUCCAUGCAAGGCGAUAUUCCUCAAAUCAUGCAGCAGCUUCUCAAGCUGGCUAACGAAGUUGAUGUGGAUGCUCUUGCCAACGUCAUGGAGGACUUUGUCGAGGUCUUCGCCGCUGAGCUUACUCCUUUCGCCGUUGCCCUUAGCGAACAGCUUCGUGACACUUACCUUCGUAUUGUUCGUGAGCUGAUCGAGCGCAACUCAUCCAAGGAGGGUGAUGACGAAUACGGUGACUUCUUGGACGAUAAGAGCAUCACCGCUCUGGGUGUCCUCCAGACCAUCGGUACUCUUAUCCUGACUUUGGAAAGCACUCCCGACGUUCUGGCCCACCUUGAGACUAUUCUCAUGCCCGUCAUUACCAUCACUCUGGAGCACAAGUUGUACGAUCUCUACAACGAAGUAUUCGAGAUCAUCGACAGCUGCACCUUCGCUGCCAAGACCAUUUCAUCUACCAUGUGGAAUGCUUUCGAGCUGAUUCACAGGACUUUCAAGUCAGGUGCUGAGCUUUACCUCGAGGACAUGCUCCCUGCCCUUGAGAACUUUGUUAACUACGGUAGUGAGGCUCUCAUCCACCAACCUCAAUACCUUGAGGCUAUUGUGGAUAUGAUCCGCACCAUUUUCCAGAACGACUCCGUUGGUGGUGUUGAGCGUAUCUGCGGUUGCAAGCUUGCUGAGAUGCUCAUGCUCACCCUCCGCGGACACAUCGACAACUACAUUCCCGAGUUCAUCAUGAUCGCCAUGACUGUGCUGAACAACGAUGAUGUCAAGGUCAAGUCGUACCGCAUCCACUUGAUGGAGACUGUCAUCAACGCUCUCUACUACAACCCCAGCCUUGCUCUGCACAUUCUUGAGCAAAAUGGCCAGACCAACAAGUUCUUCAGCUUGUGGUUCUCAAGUAUUGACAUUUUCACCCGCGUCCACGAUAAGAAGUUGUCGAUUGCCGCUAUCACCUCCCUCAUUGUUCUUCCCGCAGAUCAGGUGCCCGUCAGCGUACAGCCUGGCUGGCCUCGUUUGCUCCAGGGCAUUGUCCGUCUUUUCCAGACCCUUCCUGCGGCCAUCAAGAACCGAGAGGAGGCAACUCGGGAAGACGACUUUGGCAUCGGCGGUGAUUACGACGACGAGGAAGAGGAUGAUGAGUGGGAGGGUGAAGUUGACUGGACCGCUGAGGAGAUUGAGGGCGAGACCGACGACAUCAAGGAUGAGAGCGCUGCUUACCUCGACUUCCUCUCACAGCAGGCUUCUAAAUUCAGCUCCAUUGGCGAUGAUGAUGAUGACGACGAGUUGGAAGAGGAGUCAUUGCUUGAAACUCCUUUGGAUAAGGUGGAGCCGUAUGGCAUGUUCAAGCACGCACUUUUCCUUCUCCAGCAACAACAACCUCAGCUCUACCAAGACCUGACCAAAACGCUGAGCCCCGAGGAGCAACAAAUCAUCCAAACGGCCGUGAAUCAAGCCGACCAGAUUGCUGCUCAGCAGGCAGCCUUAGCGCAGCAAGUCACCGAGGGAGCAGCACCGCUCAAUGGCGGCAUUUAAUGAAUGAACAAGAACGAAAAAAUGAAAAACAAGAAAAAUGGCACAAUCGAGAAGAAAGACAUUGUGCGGAGCGAUAUGAGAAAAAUUGGAGUUUAGUGAGCAAUAAGUGCUUGUAUGGCGAC